ACCACCAUGAAACAUGUUCCAUGUUGACUGGAUAAUAAUGAAACCGGUUCUUUAAAAUUCAUUCAUUUAAGUGUUCAACUCAGAUGAAGAAACGUUGGAAAUCAUUGAUUUCACUUUAAUUCAUUUUCACUUUUACUUUUCCAUCUUCUUUUUGUUUACUUUCUAAAUGUGAUGUUUACUUUUUUAUCUUACAAGUUUCACCUUUUCUCAUCCUUAAUACCUUUUCUUAUCCUUUUUCUAUCAUCAUUCAUCCACCAUGGUUUCGCCGAGGAGGAUUCAUCCACAUGGGAGCCAACCAUUAACGCUCGUUGUGAACGUGGGAUGAUGAUCAUCAAUGUCUUAACAUUGGAUCCCUUUUAUGGAGUCAUUCAUACAGAAGAUUUUCGUAAACGGGACUAUUGCCGUGUCUUUGGAACCGGAAGCACUAACACCACUUUAAGGAUAAGUGCAGUGGCGAGUGAUGAGGAUGAAAUUUGCGGUGUCGAAAGACACAAGAGUAUUGAUGAAGAUCGAGCGGUCACCAUUGCGGUUCGUAUUCAUCGAGACCUUGAACUUUCCGUUGAUCGUUAUUAUUCAAUCGCUUGUUCUCAAACUUUUUCAACUAAUUCAAGGUCAACUCAGCGAUCCAGAGUGACCCUUAAACUGUUAAAUGAAGGUGGACAUGAUACUAGUCGUAGAUUAAUCCAUGGAAAUCGUUAUAAACUUCAAGUGGACAUCAGUAAUCCCGAUCCAACAUACGGAAUGUACGUUCGUAAUUGUGUCGCUUUUUCAUCAACAAAUUCAACUGAAGUUGAUCUAAUUAACCAUAACGGGUGUCCAGUUGAUGAGAAUGUAAUCUCACCCUUUGAUUACAAUGUUAACUCAACAUCGACCGUUGAAGCGACAGUUAAGUCAAUGUUCAAAUUUCCAGGGACCAAUAGGGUGUUCAUUCAAUGCGCUGUCCUCCUUUGCAAGGGAGGCUGUAAUUUCAACAUUGAUUGUGAAGAUACUUUCAUUAAAAGAAGUUCAAUUUCCAAAAUCAGGCCAGAUUCUAAUGUGAUGCAAAUUCUGGCAAGUACAACAGUUUAUGUGGUCGAUCCUGGUGAAGAUAUUCUUGAUUAUAUUCGGUACAACGAAGAGUGUAAUAUAUCCCGUUUUCCGUGGUUGGUGACACUUGCCACUGUCUUGGGAAUAUUAUUGUUGAUCAUGUUAAUUGUGAACAUUUUCCUGUGUACCUCGUUAACUUGUACCUGUACGAAAACCGAAGUAGUUGAAAAAGAAGACGCUUCUGAAUUGGAAGAUUAUGAUCCCUACAAAAUAGAUUGGGCCGCGAAUAAUAAUAUUCCCGUUCACGGAUCAACCUACGGAUCUCGUUCAUCCUUGGCCAAACAUCUUAACGAUGGUAAUGAAAGCGAUUUCCGACCUAAUUCAAGGUACUCCUCGAGUCAACCUUCGGUAAAACGUGUUCCCGCCCAAACGUAUCCUCAUAGCUACAGAUAAGGUUCAAUUACUGCGAAAUUAAAAUGAUCCUUGAGAAACAAUUAACAACAAAAAAGAUGCGAAAUCACAACAAUUAAAAAACAGAAAACAUCUUAUAUUGUUUUCACUAUUGUCACUGUUGUAAGGAUUUCAAGUUAAUACGAUUCAGUGUUUAUAUUGUUCAUUUACAACAAUCAAAAGCCUACACGUUGAAAUUGUGUCUCUAUUGUAAAGUGUUAACAACAAUUGAAUCACACCAACAAUCAGUGAAUCUAAAACGAUGGUAAAAUUAACUAUCCACUGAUUUUUUUAGACAAGUCAACUGAUUAACUAAACCAACUAAUACCCGUGGAGAAGCCUAAUUGUAAAUUACUUUCCUUUACAUGAAAAAAAUUAACUAAUCAUCUGAAUCACCAAAUUUUAGUCAGAAUCUUUUCAUUAAAACAAAUACAACAAUCACCUUCCAUGUGCUUCACCUUUAACGAUCAAACUAAUUUAUUGACUUUCUUUAAAUAAUUAACUUUUAAUUGACUCUGAUCUUGAUUUGCUUGAUUGUUGCAAUCAAAUUUAAUUUUUUACCAAAAUUCUAGUGCUUUGUUUUGUAAUAUAAACUUUUCCCUCCCCAUGAAAUGCUGUGCAUUUCAUGAUAAUAAUACAAUUAAACUUUUGAUUUUUUUGCUCAAAA
This is a messenger RNA of Panonychus citri (citrus red mite), 2143 nucleotides long. RefSeq lists its product as uncharacterized. NCBI's taxonomy places the organism in Eukaryota, Metazoa, Arthropoda, Arachnida, Trombidiformes, Tetranychidae. The record is from RefSeq and is a predicted model, not a curated record.